AUGAAACAACAGAUAUCUGAAGAGCAAGCGACAAUAUUGAAAUAUCGAUUAUCUUGCAAAGCAUUACCGAAAACAUUCGAUGUAUUGGAUCGUUCAUUUGAUGAUCUCGAUCAAUACUUACUAUGCCAGCAGAAAGUCAUUGAUGAAGACAUACGAACGACAAUUACAAAUCGGCGUAGUAAAACUAUUGGACAAUUCAAAUUAGACAUGAUGGCUAUUCACAUUUCAACAGCUGGAGCAACAGCUCGUGGUCAUGCAAAGAUAGCCAAAGAAGAAAAAGAAAAGCUGCUGCUGUUAUUAUCAUCGGAAAAUGCUGGUGCGGCGGCGAAUGUGAUAAGUGCCAUACAAGCUCGUCAAGAAAAUAUCAUUAAACGACAUCGUCGGAGUACUGCAACAAAAACAAUUACAGCCAGUCACAUUGAUGAUAUGAAUAGUCUACUUCCAUCUUCAGCUAUUAUAGAAGUAGCAACACCAUUCACAAACAAGCAAAUAUUGUUUUUGACACGCGGAUCAAAAUAUGUACCGAAAUGUCAAAGUCAAUUUGGAUCUGGUGGUGCUAUUGAAGAUAUUAUUGAACGAGAAUAUCUUAGGAUGUCACCAAUUAUACGAGAUUGUUUAACAGCUAAUUGUGUAUCAGCAUCAGAUGAACGAGCAAAGAUAUUUUUCAUAUCAUUAAAAAAUCUUCUUACUCAACUCUAUACAGCAAAGUUACCUUGUCAAUUGUUUCGUCGUGCUCAACAAGAAUAUUUAUUGACAAAAACCAUUAAACAUCAGUUAUAUUCGACAUUUAAUCAUAUUGUUUUACGACGAACUGAUAAGAGUAAAGUCUUUCAUCUUGGAUCCAAGAAUGAUUACCAGCAGAAAGCGAUUAUGAACAUGAGAAAAACUUGUGCUUAUGAAGAAGUGAUUAAUGAAAAAUGUCCAUUAGCCGAUAACAUAUCUCCAAUUGGUACACCAUUGAGACCUAUAAUUUCUUCGAUGAAUGGUCCCACAACUGGUGCAUCACAUUUUUUGGAUCGUCUUUUACGACCUGUCUUUGAUCGUGUAGCCAAGCAAACGACAUUUGUCAAUGGCAUUGAUCUUGUAUGUCAGUGGGAAAACUAUCGAGAUAGUGGUCAUUUAUUAGCAUCGACUCAAUUUGUUACAUUUGAUGUGAGUGAUUUAUAUACGAUGAUACCACGAAACGGAGCACUUGAAGCAUUAGGACGAUUUCUUGUGCAAAAUUCGACUAGAGGCAAAAUUAAUAAUAUAUCAGUCGAUACAAUCUUGAAGUUAGCUCGUCUAGUAUUAGACACAAAUUAUUUUGUCUAUGAUAAUAAAUACUAUCGACAAAUUAAAGGUGGAGCUAUGGGUUCACCAUUUACAAUGACAUUAGCAAAUGUCUACAUGCUAGAAUGGGAGCAACCAUUGAUCAAAUCACAGCUCAGUCAAGGAGAACUCUAUGGAAGAUACAUUGAUGAUGUGUUCAUGACAUCAAAUAUGUCAUUGGAUGCAAUUCAUGCUGAGCUUGAUUGGAUGAACAAGAGAGAUGAAAAAAACAUUCAAAUCACGUAUUCAGUUGGUUUCCAAGUCGAAUUUCUUGAUGUUCAUGUCGAAAAUUACCAUGGUUCAUUGAUAACAUCAGUUUUCCAUAAGCCAGCUGCUGAACCAUAUGUCUUACCAUAUUCAUCUGAUCAUCCUCGUCAUAUACAUACGAAUAUUCCAUAUCAAGCAUUAUUACGUGCUGCUCAAUUAUGUUCUUAUGUAUAUGCAUUUGAUAAAGAGCGAUUAGAAAUUGAAAUCAUACUAUUAUUAAAUGGUUAUCCGCCGCAAUUUAUUAAACGUCAUUUCAAUCGAUUCUUUCGAUUAAAUCGAGCUAUGCAAGUGUUAACUGAACUUGAUCCAAAACAAUAUGAAGAAUUACAUCAAAAACUAUUAUACUUAUCAACACGACGUGAAAAGAUGUAUGAAAAAAGAACAAGUGAUAAGAAUAAUAAUGAACAAGUAUAUAAGAAUGAUAAUGCCAAUAAACUUACAAAAAAAGAAUGGAAUAAGAAGAUUUUAAUCUUGCCUCAUACAUUUGAAAGUGGUCCAUUGAUGGAAUUUAAACGAGAAUUUCGUAAAUUAUGGACGAAAUCUUAUACCUACAAAGGAUCACUAAUGAAGGACGUUCGUCUGGUGAUGACAACACUAUGUAAUCCAUCGUUGAACGAUUUACUCGUUUAUAAAAAACCUUCUCGAUCUUUAUUGACCAAAAUGGAACCAUUAAUAUCGGCAUCAUCACUAUCAUGA
Messenger RNA from Rotaria sordida, 2271 nucleotides. The record is from the annotation of a GenBank genome assembly. NCBI's taxonomy places the organism in Eukaryota, Metazoa, Rotifera, Eurotatoria, Philodinida, Philodinidae.